Capsaspora owczarzaki ATCC 30864 is the source of this 660-nucleotide messenger RNA. RefSeq lists its product as hypothetical. Bases 1 to 660 code for a protein of 219 amino acids. The transcript is spliced from 2 exons. The record is from RefSeq and is a predicted model, not a curated record. NCBI's taxonomy places the organism in Eukaryota, Filasterea, Ministeriida, Capsasporidae.
AUGUCAGCGGUCGACGAGCGAGCCGACCUCGCAAAGCGUUUCAGACAGCUUCGCGACGAGUGGGUCGAAUCAGUCAUGCCACAGUUGCCCAACAUGUCGCCGCCGUAUAUCUCGGGCGUGUCGGCAACUUCCGGGUCAAACAUGCCGGACAUCCUUCAAAACCCAGGCAUGGUCAAGAGUACACUGCGCAUUCGUGUCAGUCAACGCGUGGAAAUAACCUCGUUCAUGGACGAGUUGAUCAAGCGGCUCGAGGCGACUGAUGAUGGCAACGACGGUCCUCUCAGCAACUGGUCGGCGCUGCGUGCAGCCCUUGCUCCUUACAGGCCCCCUCCUGCCCCGGGGUCUCCGCGGCGUUUGGUACAUCCAAAGACAGGCUUCCCGCUCAAGGAGGUCACUUUGGUAAUCCGCCAGCUCAUUGCACCGACUGCUUUGGUCAUGGCGCUCGGCGGCGAGUCCAAGCUUGCCGUCUACAGUGAAAUGACAGAAAGCGACUUUUUCGAGCGGCUUGGCGAGGAAUCGUACGACGGCGUGCGUCUGCGAGAUGCGAUCGAGUUCAGACCGGGCGUAGGCCUCACUGACUACCGGAACGAGAUGCAGAACGAGAUACGUGGUCCCGUUUCUGCCAGCUUUCAGAUUCGUCGCAUCACCCCCCUGAAUUAA